GCGCGCCGAACUACGUGCGGCGGGUAGGCGCCGCCUGCGCGCAAAUCGGAGCGUAAAGUGCGAAGCGCCUGGGCAUUUAAAAAUGGCGAGGCCCUCGGUAUUGUUUUGCGUUAUCAGCGCGGCGAGAUUAAAGAGCGUCACGGGGCGCACACGUUCGCUGAUGUAAGCACCGUCAUCUCUCCGUGUUCGCCGCCUCGUCAGAGGAGGAAAGGAGUCAUGGUCAACCCCGUUGUCGUUUGCGUUCUGUCGCUGGCCGUCGUGAGCCUGGGGAUCGUUAUGGACUGGACCUGCAUCCAGUGCUGUUGCCUCUACAUCGUAUUAACUUGCUCCUGUUUGCUCGUCGGCCCGUUAAUCAUGAUACUGAUCAACAUAGCCCUGUCGCCCAAGCACCAGACCGGCUCUGGCGCGGCUAAAACUGUCGCGGAGGUGGACGCCUUCCAUAAUAUGUUGAUGAAGGGAUACGAGCCUAAGUCGGCCAGCGCCAGGAAGCACGCGCGUUACCCCGUCGUUUUCACUCGCCUGGUGGACGGCGCUCUGCAGAAUCUCCUAGAUCUGGUCUUUCAAGACUUCGUCGGCUUCUGGCUGAACGAUCUGGCCUUCGGCUCGGAGCAGUUGAUAGACAGCAUGAAGCAGGACGUGUGGGGCGCGAUACAGAGCCUGCACGACCGCCUGUCGCGCGUCGACCACACUAAAUUGGUGGUCUGCAAUAUAGUGAACAAGCUGACCUUCCACUUCGAAAAGAUCAGGAUAGCCCAGGCGGCUUCGUCAGAGGGGGAGGACCCUGUAUUUAUUUUGUCGGCGCAUCUGAUGUCGCCGGUCGCCGAGCUGGAGUAUCUGAGGAAGAUCAGCGAACUUUACAUCCUGUUUUUGUUGCCGCGCAGUUACUCCCUCUCUCCGGUCAAGUUUCUCCUGAGGGAAGUCCUCACGUGCAAAAUCCUGAAGCCGGCGAUAGACUUGAUCACGGAUCCCGAUUACAUCAAUCAGAAGAUCCUGACGUACAUUGAUCAGCAGCAGCUUGCCGAGGCGAUGCACAGGAAAACGUACGAGUACGCGGAAUCGUUCGAGGACUUUAUCCGCAUGAUCAAGGGCACCAGGGAUCUGGAAGUUCUCAAGCAUAUCAGAUAUAAUAUCGUUACCGAGAUUAUGCAAGCCACCACGGUGCAAAACGUGAAACGGGCCCAAGGUUUGGACCCGGAAAAUAACGCGCUCGGGAACUCGGAUGCGAUCCGAGCGAGAAAACUGAAGAGGUACAUCAGCCAGUUGACGUACGCUAAGAACACGUGCGAGUGUCACAUGCAGACGCUUGGGUGGGACGGAUAUCCUCGUCAGGAUAUGGAGAUCUGCGACGCCGCGGAGGUCGCGGAAGGCAGGAUACUCCCGUUGCAAGCGAUUCUGGACAACGUGACCGGCCGACGACAUCUGUCUCAGUUUCUGGAACAGGUCGCCAGUCAGGGAUUGAUCGGUUACUGGGCGGCGGUGCAAGAAUUACGCGCCGCAGAACGGUCCAGUUGGCAUCAACUGGGAGCCGAGAUCUUUUACACUUACAUCAGAUCGCCCACCGCCGAGAUCAAGGUGGAUAAAAACGUGCGAAAGCGGAUGGAGGCCUUUCUCUUGGGCGACACGGGACCCAGUGUCUUUUACGAGGUCCAAGAUAACGUUGUCAAGACGCUUCAGGACAAGUAUUAUCCGUCGUUCCUCGUUAGCGAGCAAUAUAAAAGCAUGCAGGAGGCACUGCUCAAUGAAAGAGCCGAAGGUUUGGUUGAAGACCGCGAGAUCGUUGAUGGCACGCUAUCGGAGUCCUCGACUCUGCUUGUUGGCGAACGAUCGAAUUACGCUCGUAGCAAACUGGAUCAGCUGCACGAGAAAUUAAACAACAAAAUGCAAGCAUUGCAGGCGCUCAAAUCCUCUCUCAAGCCCGAGAGCAAAGUACUCAGUAUAUUGGCGAAAGAGGUCGAAUGGCUGCAAGGUGAAAAACGACAGUUGGAGGCGCAUUUAAAUCACACGGAAAUGUGGGCUGAACAUCUAGGUCACUGGAGAGCCGACGUACAGAGUGCAGAGAUGCCUGAUAACGGGGAUCCUCCGCAAUUUGUACUGGUUGUCCAUAUGGCAGAGGACGAGGACAAUGACGAGAGCAUAUCCAGCGGAUGGGUGGUGUUGAGGAAACUGCAGGACUUUCAAGAUCUUCAUAGAAAAUUACGUCAGUUAUGUUCUAACGUUAAGAGCCUGGACCUACCCUCGCAGCCUCUCAAGUUUUUCGGAAAAUCCGACAAGAGCACCCUCGACAAGGCUAAGAUGCAGAUACAAAAAUAUUUAAAUUUCGUCUUAGAAGAUGAGAGGCUUAAUCAAAGUGAGGCACUGUACGCCUUUCUCAGUCCGAGCUCGGAGCACCUUAAAGCCGUCGUGGCGCCGUCUCCCAAGAAAUCCCGCUUUUCUUUGUCCACGUUAUUCAAAACAUCUGUCGGUAGCCACGAGCUACGCGACAAGGAAGACGAAGAGGAUUAUUCGUUGCUGUUGGACGAUAGCGAGACGGGCCGUACCGGCACCGACAACUAUCUGAAUGCCAGUAAGGAUGCGAUCGCGGAGCCGCUGUACACGCUUCUCGGAGAAGUUUUCGAUUUAAGAGGAGUAUUUCGUUGGCUCAGACGGUCUCUCAUCACCUUCGUACAGAUUACUUACGGACGUACCAUAAAUAGACAAAUCAGAGAUACCGUUGCCUGGGUAUUUUCCGAGCCGAUGCUUCAUUAUUACAUACAAUUAUUUACGAGAUCGUGGUGGCCGAACGGACAGCUCGUGUCCGAAACAGUUCUUCGCACCGACGAGGAAAAGUUGAAAACACGAGGCGAGGCGCGUAGGCAAUUUCUCAACAAUGUACCUGAAGUAUUGACGAAUCUAGUGGGAGCGCAGAGCGCUCAGCGUGGUGCGAUUAAAGUUUUCGAUUCUCUGCAGAACGUGAAUCUGAAUAAACAGUUAUUUUACGAUAUAUUUGAAGUAUUAAUGUACGAAGUAUUUCCAGAACUGCAGCGUAAAUAAUGUUCCUUACCGAAAUAAAGUAUCAAUGUGAUAUUAUAA
Molecule: messenger RNA, 3069 nt
Organism: Vollenhovia emeryi
Lineage: Eukaryota; Metazoa; Arthropoda; Insecta; Hymenoptera; Formicidae
Product: sorting nexin-25-like
Exons: 11
Coding region: 217-3030 (937 amino acids)
Cellular component (GO): intracellular membrane-bounded organelle
Molecular function (GO): phosphatidylinositol binding
Source: RefSeq, a predicted model, not a curated record